Talaromyces proteolyticus is the source of this 609-nucleotide messenger RNA. RefSeq lists its product as uncharacterized. Lineage: Eukaryota; Fungi; Ascomycota; Eurotiomycetes; Eurotiales; Trichocomaceae. Gene Ontology annotation, molecular function: oxidoreductase activity, acting on the CH-OH group of donors, NAD or NADP as acceptor. The record is from RefSeq and is a predicted model, not a curated record. The coding region runs from base 1 to 609 and encodes 202 amino acids. The transcript has 3 exons.
AUGUCUGUAUUAUCUAAACUGAUAACUACCAUCCUAGUGGCCUUGCUCUAUAGCUUCAAUAUCGGACGGGACUCGGAUAGGGAUGGUCUCGCUAUCGCGGCACUUUUCGCUAGUCAAAAUGUAAUUAUUUUCGGCUGUGACUUGGAUAUAUCAGCCGGAAAAAACAUCAAGGCGCAAACCCUCAGCCAAGUGCCCGAUGCAGGUAUAACCGUCAUGGAAACCAACCCAACCUCCUCGCAAUUCAUGGACGUGUUUGUGAAUGCUUGUAUGAGCAAGCCCGAAGACCCAGGAAACAUGUCUAAAAAUACAUGGGAUAAUCAGACAGAUGUUAAUUCCAAAUCGCUGUAUCUAGCGAGCCAUUUUGUGCUUCCGAUCAUAGUCAAGCAAGCCAAUGGCGGAAACAUGUACAGAUUAGCUGAUAAAUAUACGCCGGAUAAUUAUGAGAGAUUUCAGCAGAAGAGAAAAACUCAAGCCCCUAUAAAACGAAUGGGCACAGCUUCAGAUAUUAGUCGCACAAUUUUGUUUUUGGCUUCAAAGGAGGCUGAAUACAUUACUGGUGCUAAGAUUCUGGUUGAUGGCGCGUUUACAUGCAGUACUGGGGUGGUUUAA